Trichechus manatus latirostris (Florida manatee) is the source of this 2511-nucleotide messenger RNA. It is a transcript of the gene SLC35E2B, whose product is annotated as solute carrier family 35 member E2B. Lineage: Eukaryota; Metazoa; Chordata; Mammalia; Sirenia; Trichechidae. Gene Ontology annotation, molecular function: antiporter activity. The record is from RefSeq and is a predicted model, not a curated record. The transcript is spliced from 10 exons. The coding region runs from base 1294 to 2511 and encodes 405 amino acids. Gene Ontology annotation, cellular component: Golgi apparatus.
UACGUAACCCUCUCCUUGUAGCCCAGAGACAGCACAAGUCAGCCAUGUUAAUCCAUUUUAGAAGGCGCCAAAAUCACCUGCCGAGCUCCUCUGGAGGGGAGACUCCCGGGGCCCCCGCUGCUCUUCGGAGGCCUGGGUUGGAGCCGGCUUCCAUGUUGGCGGCUCCCCCAGUCCCAGGGAGGAGCAGUACCGGUUCUUUCUAUGUGGUAGCCCAGACCGUUUUCGGUUUCCGCCAGCGUCUGCCCAGCCCUGGAGACUGCCAGGCGGCCUUUUCCACCGGCUGAGCCGCAGACCACCUUAAAUGGCGCGCGCCCUUAAGGCAGCGCACCGCCCCUUGCAGAGUGUUUGGCCUGGGCACCCCUUUGUCCAGGCGGCUCCGCGCCAGCCGCGAGGCGAGUUCUUAUCAAGAUCUCGCCCGGCAAGGCCCUUUCCAAACUCAUUUGGCCCAUCCACCAAGGCCCAUCGGUUGGGGAGGGGCCGGCCUGGGGCUAGGAGACUGGCCCAAAAUCGGCUCCCAGCGCUGGAGCUGCCGGAGCGUCUCGAGAGUGACCCUUGCCGCCGACGCAGAGCCCCCGGGGUGGGCUCUCGACCCCAGGGCGAGCGGCCAGCGCACCUGCCAUCCGAUGCCCGCAGGCCGAGGCCCCGGGCGUCCGCUGCGCCCCCCGGAUGCGCACGGAGACCUCCGCACGUGCUGUCGUUCCACGGCCUCGGUCCGAUCGGUGGGUGGAGGGGCCGCGCGGUGGUGUUAGCUGCGACUCCAGGCUGCAGAAGGGCGUCGCUUCUAUCCCUCUGUCAGUGAAACGCUCGCACGGCCUCAGGAGGGUCCUGGGCAGGUCGCUUCCGCGUCCCCUGGCAUCCCAGGGCCCGCAGCGCCCUUUCCUGCCCUUUGCAGCCCCCGGUGGGGACGUCACUGCUCCACAACACGACGACCAUAGUCACGCAGCCACAGUACUACGGUUGCACACAUCGAGAGCCAGGGACCAGAACUGCUUCUCUCUGAAAGCGACCUGAACCACGUGGGCUGAGGAAGAAGAAGAGUCCAUGGAGACACACUGGGCCAGAGGCGGGGAAGGCAUCAGAGACCCAGGCCGGGCCGGUGACCUUGGCGAGUCAGCCUCGAGCUCCACACCUUGCUAAGGGAGAAACGCUCCUGGGGCCAGCUUUACUCCCAAGCGCAGGGAUCACGGAUUCAUCCCUUCUUUCCUGGCAUCUGUUUUCUUGCUCCGGGAUUCCAUGCCAGCCCAUGGUGCCCGUCUUUGAGACAAGCACGCCCUCUUCGGCUGUGGCCUCAGCAUGUCGCCUUUAACCAAACCCCAAGCACUGGAGGAGGUCCUUCCCAGCCUUGAGGAGAAGCCGAAAGGAAAGCCGCUUUUCCCCUGGGGCUCUCUGUUUGGCCACCGCAGCGAGAAAAUCACCUUUACGCAAAGUGACAGCGUUCCGGAAGAGAACGUGCUCACCAUCACCAUCACUGAGACCACCGUCAUUGAGUCAGACCUGGGCGUCUGGAGCUCCCGGGCCCUUCUCUACCUCACUCUGUGGUUUUUCUUCAGCUUCUGCACGCUCUUCCUCAACAAGUACAUCCUGUCCUUGCUGGAAGGGGAGCCCAGCAUGCUAGGUGCCGUGCAAAUGCUGUCCACCACGCUCAUCGGCUGUGUCAAGAUUUUCCUCCCUUGCUGUUUGUAUCAGCACAAAACCCGCCUCUCCUACCCGCCUAACUUCAUCAUGACCAUGCUGUUUGUGGGUCUAAUGAGGUUUGCGACGGUGGUUUUGGGGCUGGUCAGUCUGAAGAAUGUGGCAGUGUCGUUUGCAGAGACGGUGAAAAGCUCUGCACCCAUCUUCACUGUGAUCAUGUCCCGGAUGAUCCUGGGGGAGUACACGGGGCUGCUGGUCAACCUCUCCCUUAUCCCAGUCAUGGGAGGGCUGGCACUGUGCACUGCCACUGAGCUGAGCUUCAAUGUCUUGGGCUUUUCUGCUGCCUUGUCGACCAACAUCAUGGACUGUUUGCAAAAUGUUUUUUCAAAAAAGCUCCUCAGUGGGGACAAAUACAGGUUCUCGGCCCCGGAGCUGCAGUUCUACACCAGCGCCGCCGCAGUGGCCAUGCUCAUCCCAGCCUGGAUCUUCUUCAUGGAUAUGCCGGUGAUUGGGAGGAGUGGGAAGAGCUUCCAGUACAAUCAGGACGUGGUGCUGCUGCUGCUGAUGGAUGGCGUGCUAUUCCACCUGCAGAGUGUCACGGCCUACGCCCUGAUGGGGAAGAUCUCCCCAGUGACCUUCAGUGUCGCCAGCACCGUGAAGCAUGCUCUGUCCAUUUGGCUCAGUAUUAUCGUUUUUGGCAACAAGAUCACCAGCCUGUCGGCCAUUGGCACUGUUCUGGUGACGAUCGGUGUCCUGCUCUACAACAAGGCCAAGCAGCACCAGCAGGAGGCCAUGCGGAGCCUGGUAGCGAGCCCCGGCCGAGCCCUGGAGGAGGACGCUGAGCCUCUACUGCCAUCGGACCCCCGUUCGCACCACUGA